AACUCCACCGCGGUUUGUCUCCGUCUAAUUUAAAGCCGACUGGGAAACGGAGCGCGAGCUGCAAUUAGACGAGCUCAAGGUGCAUGAGAACCGUCGCGCGCAGAAACCAAAGAUAAACUGUGAAAAGGUGUGUGGAAGCCCGGGAGCGCGCGGAGUUGGAGGUGUUUGGUGAGGAGCUUCUUGAUGCCCAGCGGAUUCUCUGAGACUCGGAGCUGCUGAUCGGAUCGGAGUCCGCGGCCAUGGGGGAGCAGCCGAUCUUCACCACCAGGGCCCAUGUGUUCCAGAUUGAUCCCACCACCAAAAAGAACUGGGUUCCUGCCAGUAAACAGGCCGUCACCGUCUCGUACUUCUACGACAGCACACGCAACAGCUACCGCAUCAUCAGCGUGGAUGGGUCUAAGGUCAUCAUUAACAGCACCAUCACUCCCAACAUGACGUUCACCAAAACCUCACAGAAGUUCGGACAGUGGGCCGACAGUCGGGCAAACACAGUGUUUGGCCUGGGCUUUGCUUCAGAACAACAGCUAAUGAAGUUUGCGGACAAGUUCCAGGAAGUAAAGGAGGCGGCCAAACUCGCCCGAGACAAAUCUCAGGAGAAAAUGGAGACUUCCAGCAACCACUCACAGGAGUCAGGAAGGGAGACUCCAUCAUCCAAUCAGGUGUCCAGCAUGAACGGGACAGACGAUGAGAAAAUCUCGCACACGCCCGACACCAUGGCGCUGAAAAGCGAGAACGACCGACUCAAAACUGCUGUAGAGCAGAGUAACUCGAACGCUAAGAAGUGUGAGACAGAGCUGCAGGCUCUGAGGGAGAGUAACGCUCGGCUGCUGGACGCUCUGCAGGAGGCUAACAGCAGUGUGGAGAACUGGAAAGCACAGGCAGCGGCCUGUCAGGAGGAGAACAACGCGCUGAAGAACAAGAUCGUGGAGCUGGAGCUGCAGUGUAAGGAGGUGAAUCAGGAGAAGGAGAGAAAUGCUCAGCUCACUCUCCGAGUACAGCAGCUGGAGACAGAACUGCAGGAUAAACAACAGGAGCUGGAGAAUCUGAGGAAACAGGCUGAGAUCAUCCCCCAGCUCAUGGCUGAGUGUGAGACCAUCACCGCCAAACUACAGGCGGCGGAGCAGUCCAGUAAGGAGUCCCGUGGGAAGGUGACGGCGCUGCAGGGCGAGGUGGAGGACAGUCAGCAGAAGCACACACACAUGAAGACGGAGCUGAAGAAGUUCAUGGACCUUCUGGAGGGAAAAAUCGACGAGCUGCACGAAGUGCGUCAGGGGCUCUCCAAACUCGGCAUCGACAACUGAACACACACCUCACAGCCGUGCUGGGCUCUCCACAGACUGCACCAGAGCCCACCAAGUGAUAUAACCCCCCCACUGCAGAUCCCCCAACCUGACCCCCUCCCCCAACAGACUCCCCUCCCGCCCCCAAAACCACAGAGCUGAACAGCUCCAAUAUUAGGAAGUGACAGCCAUAACUGUUUAUACUGUACCCACUAACACUAGGCUGUGUGUGUGUGUGUGUGUGUGUUAGUGUUAGAGUGUGUGUGUGUGUGUGUGUGUGUGUGUGUGUGUGUGUGUGUGUGUGUGUGAGUAAGGGCUGUGUGGUGUUUAGUUCAGUGAAGCUGCUGAACUGAGGGGACUGGUUGGCCUUGGAGUGAAUCGGCACUCAGCGAGGUCUGAAACCCGAUCCGACCCCAGUUGUACAUCAAAAUCUAAACCCUGAACCGGCUCACAUCACCAGCCAGAUCACCACUGAAGGUUUCCAGAGCUUUACUGUAUCGCUGAGAGCUGCAGUGAUGGAGCGUAACCGACGUAUUGAUUAUCAGUGUAACUGUUAUUGAACAGGGCUGAACAGCCCCCCCUCCUCUGAGCUGGAUUACAGCAGCUCUGAGUAAGUCUGUCUGAUUUUGAGCAAGAUCUUCAUUAACUUCUCGAAGAUGAUCACAGACGGAGUUAAAAUAAUUAUAAGAACAGUUUUACCACUUAUCACAAAGACAGACCACAACCAUGAAGAGGAAUCAGACAGGAAAGAAAACGAUAAAACACAAAUAUAUUUACACAGAAACCAAAGUAGAAAAGUCUUCGCUGAGUCCUCGGUCACACUCGUUCAUUUAGUGGCAGAAAUCGUGUCUUAACUAGUGACUAAUUAAUGAAUGCGCACAGAUCAGUAAACCUGCUGCCAUGGAAACACGAUGAUGCUGACUGAACAUCAUGAGCUCAGCAGUAAAACUAGUUUGUGGUGCAUCUCAUUCUGAUUUAGUGAUGAACUGACAACUGGCCUACGUCUGAACCUGGAUACAGCACUGCUGUUAGCACCGAAACCUUUCACGUUCCAGCUCCUCCUGCUCCACCUUACAUUAUAUGAAGGUUCUUUAAGCCUGGUUCUUUAGGGAAUCCAAUGUGGUCUCCAGUGGUCUCCACCCCUCCUCCUGGAGAUCUACAGGCAUCAACCUCCCAGACCAAACACGUCCUUGAGCUAAUCUGGGACGUCUGAAGGCAGAAGUGCUGACUAGAGUCUGCAGGACGGUGGAUCUCCAGGAGAAAAGUUGGUAUCCACAGCUGGAGAACCGCCCAGAGCACCGCCCCAAAGCCUGAAACUGUCUGACUGCGUCGGGUCGGGUAGCAGACCUCUCACACACACACACACACACACACACACACACACACACACACAUACACACACACACUCUCACGCUCACACACAUACACACACACUCUCACACAUACACACACACUCUCUCACACACACUCAC
Molecule: messenger RNA, 2752 nt
Organism: Pygocentrus nattereri (red-bellied piranha)
Lineage: Eukaryota; Metazoa; Chordata; Actinopteri; Characiformes; Serrasalmidae
Gene: homer2
Product: homer scaffold protein 2
Exons: 9
Coding region: 240-1301 (353 amino acids)
Biological process (GO): G protein-coupled glutamate receptor signaling pathway; regulation of store-operated calcium entry
Cellular component (GO): cytoplasm; dendrite; postsynaptic density
Molecular function (GO): G protein-coupled glutamate receptor binding
Source: RefSeq, a predicted model, not a curated record